UUAAAGAACCUGACAACAUUAUAUACAAUGUGGACACAUGACAUAAAAAAAACUACACUUUAUGUCACUUUAUUACAUAUGAAGUCAUGGAUGUAACCUUAUAAUUAAGGUCCCAGAAGAAAUUUAACAUUUAUACACAUUCCAUUAAGUCUGAUACAGAUUUUCCCUAAGUAAGUGGUUUCAACUUAGGCACUAAACAGGCGUCAUUAUGGAGUAAAGGGGGUGGCAUCAAAAGGCGUCAUUAUGGAGGAGAUCAGACAGAAAUAAACAACAAUGGGGUUGUCUAUGUCAGGACCAAGUGGUUGUACCAUUAAAAAUGGAAAUGGUGUGUCAAAAUGUGUACCGUUUACCAAAUAUAAACCAUUUUCAGCUAGUAAGAAAAAAGGUGCAGGUGAACUAAUUGUAGCUUUUAAAGCACUACCAACUGCAACUGCUACAGGUAGUGACAAUUACUGGUGGAUAAAUUGUCAGUUUGUACCUAACGAUGACACCACACUGAUGGUUACUAGUAGUGUGUAUAUUCUACGGGGUGGUAUGUCUAAUGUCCAGGUUAGAAACAUUCCAGCAGGAAAAGUAUGCAAAUUUUCACUGGAACCUAAUGGAAUAAGAUGUGAACUUAUUAGAACAACAGGUAGUGGAACAUGGCCUAAGUUACAGGUACAUCCAGACUCAUUUUAUAUCGGUUAUUUAGAUAUCCAUCAAGUGAAGUUCUUUCAUUCUAUCACAGACUCAGGUAUCUCUAGUAAGGCGUUAGAUCCUCACUUCAGACAGUAUCGGUCCUUUGCUCUGUCCCCAAAUGGAAGACAAAUGUGUAUAUUGGCCCGUAAUGGAAAGAUAGACUAUGACCUUGUUAUAUAUGGUGUAAAUGUGUAUUCACAUCCUGAUUGCACAAUACAGUGUAGUAAGAUCAAUAAAGAUUUCUGUGGAAUACCUACAAGAACAGACAUUGUGGAUUGUAAAUGGUCACAUGAUAGUCGUAAAGUUGCUGUUAGUAUAUCAACAGGUUGUGUGAUGGUAAUAGAUAUCACAUCAAAGGAUAUUGUGUGCAAUAUAUUCCAAGAUAUUUUGGAUGACUGUGAUUUAAGCAAUGUCUCAGCUUUUGAUUUUGAUCCCCGAUCUUGUUGCCAGAUAAUGGCAGUUGGCACUUCAGAUGGAUACCUGUGUAUAGUCAACAUCGAGGACAAAGACAUUAUAUGCAAAUCCGAUUGUUAUAAACAGGACAGCAUUGACAUUGUUAUGUACACACCUGAGGGUAACAUUCUGGUUAUUGCCUUACACAGCUUCUCAUUACAUCUAUACAACUCUUAUACAUGUGACUUGGUGUAUACAAUUAACAUGAUAGAUUCAUGUCCAGAACUGGAUUCUAUUCUGUCAUCUGGGAAUUACCCAUUUAUUACCUCAAUGGACAUCACAAGAUCUGGAGAACAAGUAGCUACAUGUUGUUCUGAUGGGAAUAUCAGAGUUUGGCAACUGCCACCUAAGUUGAAUCUUAAAUUUAUAUGUAAAUUAAGAAUUCUGAGUUUAGUUUUUCAGGGUGACAUUAAGAAUCUUCCACUACCUCAUUCUCUUAAGGAUUAUUUAUUACCAUUUCCUACGUCUUCUUAAAAGUGAUAGUCAUUUAGAUAAAUUUACAAUGAUGUUAUAACUUCAGAUUUUUGGUUCAGGGUAAUAAGUAGAAAUCAUGUCCAGUGAUUUUUUUGUUUUUUGUUGUUUUGAUCAAUUGUGCAAUCACCUUCAUGAUGACAAGUUCAUACAGAAUAGCAAUAAAAGCAUAGUUUUAGUCAUGUUAGUAGGUUGACAUUAGCAGGUAUAUGCAAUUUAUUAUUUACUCUAGCAUAUAUAUCUCUUCAAUGUCAUUGGAUAACAAUGGGUUUUGAUCAUCAUCAAUAUGAUAAAACUGUUCAAGUCUAUGUCUAUGUUAUCUGUCAUAACCUUGUAGUAAGUUGUGAAUUUAAUCCAAGAGUUAUGUUUUCAUGAUGACAAUUUUUUUUAAUGCAGGACAAUUGAAUUUUUAUUUAUUUUUUCUUUCUUGAUUUAGCUGAUAUUUCCUAUGUUUGUGACUUUGUACACAUUCGUUAUUGUAAUAUAUUGUUAAAUGCAUUACAAAUACCUGUUAAUCUUUUUUAAAUGUAUUUGAAGGUUUUACAUAAAUUCAUGUAUAUUAUGUUUGAGAUAUAUUUAUAACAACAUCUACUGAAGUUUUGGAAAUAUAUUGAUUGUUGUGUACUGCCAGGAUGUCUGUAUGUUCCCUUGUUCCUUCAUCUGAAUGCACUUUGUAUUUGGAAUUUCACCUAAAUCAGCAGUUCAAUUCUACAGGCAACUUCAGUGAAGCUACGUUUGUACAGAAAAGAUGGGGAUUUUAAUGAAAAAUUUCCAGAAUCUUUAUGAUUUUCUAAGAGAAUUGAUACCAUCAACACUCAUGGCGGUCAAGGUUUCUAAAAUUGAUAACUUGAUUAACAAUUGCUCAGUCUAAUUAAAACCAGCCCCUCUAUCAACUUGUGCUAGUGAAUAGUGGGGGUAGGUUUUAAUCAGACUGAACAAUUGCUAUUUUAUUGGACUUCAUUUGUCAUAAUGUAAGGAAUUAUUAGUGUGACUACAAGUCCUGCUUUCUUUAAAAGUCCCUAAUCCUUAUAAAUUUUACAAUUUUAUAACCAAAAGAAGCUACCUCUCUUCUGAAUUUUUACAAUUUUCAGAUGCAGUUCCACAGUUUUUGCUUUUGUUAUUUUGAAGGAAUUAAGGAAAACAGACUACUAGUAACUGGUAUAUCAUGCUCUUACAUUUUCUACUGUGAUGCACAUCUGGGACCAAUAGGCUGAUGUUUUAGUCCCAGUCCAAAUGCCUUUAACAUGUAUACUGUGAUAAAUGUUUCUAUGGUUAUUUUGAUUUUUACAAAGAGUUUCACAUAUAUAUGGUUAUUAUGAUUACAUAUAUAUCAUGUAUUAUAUGGUUGUUUUGAUUUUUACAAAGAGUUUCACAUAUGAGAUGUAUUGUGUUCUGAUUAUGCAUACCGUGCAAUCUUUUUAGCAAUAAAAAAAAAGUUUGUUUCUAUUAAAACAUAUAAUUCUUUGACAUAGUUUACUACAUGUACAUUUCUGGGUGGUGACUGGGAUACAGAAAUAUGGUUACAUUGGUCUUUUUCUAACCAUGGAAAAACCUUUGGUAUUGACACUUCUUUUAGACAGCUCAAUGUCUCUACAUUACAUGACAUAAAUACAGACACCUCUAAUGGUAAAAUAAAAUUAAACAUUCCAUUUUCACUAUAUUUAAAAAAAAUAUUGU
Mytilus trossulus (common blue mussel) is the source of this 3279-nucleotide messenger RNA. RefSeq lists its product as uncharacterized. The transcript is spliced from 5 exons. Lineage: Eukaryota; Metazoa; Mollusca; Bivalvia; Mytilida; Mytilidae. Gene Ontology annotation, biological process: protein polyubiquitination; intracellular signal transduction. The record is from RefSeq and is a predicted model, not a curated record. Bases 274 to 1605 code for a protein of 443 amino acids. Gene Ontology annotation, molecular function: protein binding.